AUGGAUAGCGAAGAAUCACAACUGGAAACGUAUUCCAAGGAAUUUCUCACGGAAACCAUUACACUUCACUGUGAACGGCGAGUAAAUCAACUUCAACAACUCAACGAGCAGCCCCUGUAUCCAACAGAACAAGUUAUUUGGGAUGAAAAUGUUGUACCAUAUGAAAACUACUCGGGCGAAGGCGUCCUAGCUUUGAACAAGCUGAAUCUGCAGUUUCUGACACUGCAUGAUUAUCUGUUGAGAAACUUCAAUCUCUUUCAGCUUGAAUCCACUUGUGAGUAUGCCUUUUCUUGCAGUUUUUGUAUGCAAAGCUUUGUCAGUGCUCAUUUCAUGCAAUUCUUGUCGGAACUGAUGGAAUUUCCAUAUCUAGAUGAAAUUCGGCAAGAUCUGGAAGAUGUGCUGUUCAGAAUGAAACCAUGGCGACAUGAGAGCCGAAAUGAAACUGUUUGGGGUGGAUGGGCUCGGAUGGCUUUGUUAUUAGAUUCAUUCCAAAUUGUUGAGGUUGGAAAACCAUUUGUUGGCGACAAGAGUCCAUCUGUAGUAAAAGGAGAAUUUGCUGUCAACGUGGGAAGACGGGUCGACAUCAGACAAGAAUGGGAAAGUCUCAGGAAACAUGAUGUGUGCUUCUUGGUCACUUGCCGGUCGACUCAACCUGUUGGUACAAAGUAUGACGUCAGAAAGCCAUUCAAGGAUCAGAUACAGGUAAUUCCAGAGUUUGUCACUUUUUAAAU
Messenger RNA from Cylicostephanus goldi, 731 nucleotides. Lineage: Eukaryota; Metazoa; Nematoda; Chromadorea; Rhabditida; Strongylidae. The record is from the annotation of a GenBank genome assembly.